CAGUACCAUCCUCCCAGCUGGUCGGUCUAUUUCUGCUGAUGUAGCUCUGUGCUUUGUUUUGUGAAUUAGUUUGUUAACUUCGUCGCUAUGUCGAAAUUUUUUAAAAGUGAAGAUUAAAGUGAAUAAAGUUAUCUCCGCACGUUAUUUUCAAGGUCUGGGAGUACGUGAGACAUUAGACCGCCAUGAGCCGCACGAUCGCUUCAGUUGGGACUGGAUGUCUUAUCGCUUUCACUGCUGUGUUUCUAUCCCAAUGGGGUCAAAUUGUAGCCCAAAACAGAAUUUUGGGUGGAUACGAAACCACAAUCGAAGACGUUCCUUAUCAGCUGUCCUUGGAAGGAGGUCGGAGACAUGUUUGUGGGGGAUCUGUUCUCACUCAAAAUUGGGCCCUGACUGCAGCGCACUGCGUAUACAAUGAGCCAGUGAGGUGGAUGUCCUUCCGCGCAGGUUCAACGACACGAGGCUAUGGGGGUACAGUCCACCCCUUCAAGUAUUACAUCUACCACGAGAAAUACUCUGGAAGAAAGACACUGGACUACGAUGUAGCUGUAGUCUUCGUCAAAGUGCCAUUCGACUUCAAGACGGGGAUAGCGCCUGUGACGCUCCCCUUCUCUAUGCCCAGAGAGGGAGAAAGAGUCUUGGUGUCAGGUUGGGGAUUUCUAGAGCCACAACAACUAAGGAAACCCAAAAAUCUGGUUGCGACUGAAAUCAGAGUAUUCAGCUGGGAAGAAUGUAAGAAAAUGUAUUGGCUGGUCACUCCCCGCAUGAUGUGUGCAGGUGACGGCUACAGGGACAUCUGUGGUGGAGACUCCGGUGGUCCACUAGUGCGAGGACGGAGGGAGCAAGUGGGGAUCGUCUCGUGGGGAUACAAAUGUGGGGACGGCAUGCCCAGCGUCUACACCAAUAUAUCAGCAGUGGUCCCCUGGAUCAGAGAGAAGACAGGGAUGGACGAUUACAUAAUGUUUCCACCAGAUUACUACUAGUAAGAGAGCAGUAGGCGUACAAGCUCUACAGACCCGGGAACUGUGUGCUAGUCUGUUAGUUAUAUAUGUGAGAUUAUGUCCUUUUGAAAAACACCAUUUUGUAAGUUAUCGAGAAUCCCUGUAAAUACUGUAAAAAGAGAACCCUAUCUACUAGCUAUGACUAGAAACUAGCUAUGACUAGAAAGGUGGGAUCAGCUAUUUCUAUUUAUUUUUAGUGUAAUUUAUUUACAUGACUGAGUAGUAGGCCUAUAUUUGAUAAGCCCGUUAGAAAAUCAUUUAAAUGUAUUCAUUUUGUUCUUAUCAGUAUUAUCUAGAUUUUUCUGCUUCUUGUGCGUUUUAAAAUAAGUAAAAAUAAUUUAGCUACAUUAUUCUAUUAUAGAUUUGAUAUGUUUUAAACUAGUCAUUAUACAAUUCUUUUAUUUGUAUAUAAUAAUAAUAUCUUUUUUAAUCACUCUAGGUUAAAAGUAAUGUUUUGUUUAGUAUUUUUAUUAUAUCUUCCUGUUCUGUUUUCCGAUUAGAAUAACAUAAAAAGCGUUUAGGGAAUAGUAACUCUUGUUGAGUAAAAUAUAUUAAUUUCAAACUAA
Molecule: messenger RNA, 1564 nt
Organism: Homalodisca vitripennis (glassy-winged sharpshooter)
Lineage: Eukaryota; Metazoa; Arthropoda; Insecta; Hemiptera; Cicadellidae
Product: trypsin epsilon-like
Exons: 7
Coding region: 183-980 (265 amino acids)
Biological process (GO): proteolysis
Molecular function (GO): serine-type endopeptidase activity
Source: RefSeq, a predicted model, not a curated record